AUGUACUUGCUUUCAACCAAUGUUUUUUUGUUUGAAUUCGCCAAUCAGAAUUCUUUGGUAACCGAAAAUGAUGUUGGGUUUGUUCCUUCUUCAUCUGGACUCCAGCUUGGCCAGUCAAGUAGCAUGUCGAAAAGCCAACCUAAUCCACUUUCCAUAGAGUCUGAGACAAUAUCGAUAAAGGAGAUAAUGCAGCUGCUUACAGAUGACGACGUAAAUAGCAAAUCCGAAUACAAUGACAAUGAAGUUGAUGAACAAGAUGGUAAGGGUGAUGAGCAUACAAAUAAGAAAAUGCGGAAUCGUCGUCACACCAAGCAACAGAUCGAGGAAAUGGAAGCUUUGUUUAAGGAGUGUCCGAAGCCAGAUAAGAAGAAAAUUAAGGAGCUCAGUGAUAAGAUAGAGCUAGAACCUUUGCAGAUCGUGUUUUGGUUCCAAAAUAGGCGUACCCAAUUAAAGAAUCAAAAUCAACAUAGUGAGAAUUUAUCACUUCGAGAUGAAUAUGACAAGCUUAGGACUGAAUAUGCGUGGUUAAGUGAAGUUGUCAACAAUGGUUGCCCUAAUUGUAGCGACCAUGGUUUCCAUUUAGGUGAAACUCCAGAUAAUGACCAAUAUUUAAGGCUCAAAAAUGCUCGCCAAGAAGAAGAGGUUGUUCACAUUUCAAGACAACAUAUUGCUGAAGUAAUUAGGGCAGCUAUGUACGAGCUUCUUCAAAUGGCUCAAAUGGGAGAGCCACUUUGGCUUCCAAACAAUGACUUAAAUAUAGAAGAAUAUAAGAGGAAAUUCCCCAGGAGAAAUGAGCCUAAGCCUAAUGGAAUUAAGACUUGUGCUUCACGAGAAAGCUCUCUUGUAACCAUGAAUCACAUCAACUUGGUGAAGAUUUUCAUGGAUACGAUAUAUGCAGAGUUUCAAGUUCCCUCUCCACAAAUUCCAAAUCGAGAUUGCUACUUUGUAAGGUCUUGCAAUAAAAUUGUUGAUGGACUAUGGGUAAUUGUUGAUGUUUCCCUAGACAAUACCCCGAUUACUAGGUGUUGGAAAAGGCCCUCAGGAUGCGUGAUUCAACAAAUCUCAAAUGAUAUCUCAAAGGUCACAUGGAUUGAGCAUAUCGAGGCCCAUGACACAUUAAUUCACACCUUUUACAAGGCCUUUGUGAAUUCCAGCCUUGCAUUUGGGGCAAAGCGUUGGAUUUCUAUCUUGGAUAGACAAUGUGAACGAUUAGCAAGUGUAGAAGCCACAAAUUUACCCCAAAAUAACAUUACUCAUACGCAGAGAAGAAAAAGUGUGUUGAAGCUUGGAGAGAGAAUGAUAAUAAACUAUAUUUCAGGAGUGAGUGGAACAAAAACACACAAAUGGACAACUUUCACAGAAAGUGGUUAUAAUAUUAACGAUCUUCAAGUCAUGACUAGACAGAGCAUAAACGAUCCAGGGAGACCACGGGGCCUUGUGUUGUGCGCUUCAACUUCCAUCUGGUUGCCCGUUCUUCCAAAACUUUUGUUUGAUUUCCUUCGGAAUGAAAACACAAGGGGAAAGUGGGACAUUCUAACAAAUGGGGGUACUAUUCAAGAAGUUACUCAUAUUGCAAAUGGAAUGGAAAUAGGCAAUUCUAUCUCCAUAUCUAGAGUCAAUUGUCCAAAUCAAGCUCAAAACGGUAUGUUGAUAAUUCAAGAGAGCAUCACUGAUCCAACAGGGUCAUUUAUUGUUUAUGCACCUAUAGAUAUUCGUGCAAUAGACAUAAUAUUAUGUGGUGGGAAUCCCGAUGUUGUUCCGCUAUUACCUUCUGGAUUUGCUAUAUUCCCUGAUGGUCCAUCAGGUAGUACAAACCACGAAAUUUCUGAUUAUAGUGGAUCAUUCCUCACUAUCGCAUUCCAGAUUUUGGUAGAUACUGUACCCACUACAAAUAUUUCUCCUCAAUCUGUUGCUGCGGUCGAUAAACUCAUGUUUUGCACCAUCUACAAGAUCAAGAAUGCACUCUUUCUCAAUUUUUAA
Solanum pennellii is the source of this 1980-nucleotide messenger RNA. RefSeq names its product homeobox-leucine zipper protein ROC7-like. The record is from RefSeq and is a predicted model, not a curated record. Lineage: Eukaryota; Viridiplantae; Streptophyta; Magnoliopsida; Solanales; Solanaceae. Gene Ontology annotation, molecular function: DNA binding; lipid binding. The coding region runs from base 1 to 1980 and encodes 659 amino acids. The transcript has 10 exons.